Phytomonas sp. EM1 is the source of this 2277-nucleotide messenger RNA. Lineage: Eukaryota; Euglenozoa; Kinetoplastea; Trypanosomatida; Trypanosomatidae. The record is from the annotation of a GenBank genome assembly.
AUGCUACCUGACGCACCCCAACCCCUUGCCCGCGGCAUCGUUCCGUAUUUCCUAGCCUUUCAGGGGGCACCACCCCCACCGUCGCGCGCGUUGCAGUCUGGGUGCCGAAACGGAACCCACGACAACCACAACGCGUUGACUUAUUUUCACCCAGCCAUGACCCACGCCACCGAGUUGCCGCAUCAUGGAUCUGUUGUGCGGUUUCGUUAUGACUUUCAUUGCCCUCGAUGCCUAUUGAAAAACGACUUUUCACUGGAUUCCAGUGUCCUUUCUGCCCAGUGGGGAGGAAAUAUGGAGGAUAACACCGCAGACGGCGUCUUUUCGACUCAACACCCGCUGGGUGAAGAGUUGGAGGAAGAAGUUGGCAUGAUGGUACUUAAGAGAAUACCAGACGUCGAGGGCAGCACGUUCCCCUGCGCGCCGAUUCGGUGGGCUGCUGAACUCUUUGCUCGUCAUUACCGUUGCCACAGGCACCAGGAAGCUGCAACUUUUCCUGGCUUUCAUUUAUUGUCGAGUGAUGGAAUCCUGAAGAACUCUCCUGAGGUACCCGAGAGCGUUCAUCACCACAUUCGUCAAGGUUUUGAUGAAUAUAACAGUGCUUCAAACGAUGUUGCGAGAGCUUUCUUUUCGUUUAGAGGGACUAGGGCUGCAGAAUUCGAUAACGAACUCAUCAGCAGUCGAAAAGACUUAAAAUUCAAACGUGGUGAAGCUAAAGUUGGGGGUAUCGAUUCGAUGGGGAGUGUUUCACGGAACGGUCGCGCAGCCAUCAUUUCCGAAGGGUUUGCCGCGGAAUUUGCCUACUUACUAUGCCAGAGCGCUCUUCUAUUGCGUGAAGCAAGCGAGUUUUUUGGAUCUCAUUCUGAGGGAAUCGCGGCCGCUCUUGAGCAUGUGCUCUCCGUUAGUGAGACGGGUUUGCCGGAUUCCAUCUCCAAGCUAAGAAGCCAUCCUGAGCGCGUGCACGCCGCGUUAUCCUCUUUAAUGGGUGUGAUGCAUCUUAUGUUUUUUGUUCUACAAGAACUUGAUACCGCUAUAACACAAUAUCGGAGGAAUCCCAAGAAUACCCACUCAAGCUUGAAGCCGCGGCGGUUCGCAACCGAAGGGGUCCACAAGAAAGAAAGUAAGGUCCCCAAUACUGCGCCUUCAAGCCAUCUUGCGCCGAUUGUUUCCCUUAGAGAAUUCGCGCACGCUCUGUGGCUUCACCUUCUAGAUAUGUGGCCAGAUGAAGUGAUUUCUUUGGGGUUUAUUGAGUGGUGGUUACACCACCCCCGUAAUAGUAAUUCAGGUUUGGGGAUAGAGAAUGAAGAUAAGCCAAGCGAGGAGCAACCACAGGGGCAAGAAGAGGACUUUUUUCUGAGCACACAAGAUGCAACUUACCUCUCUGAACAAAUACAAUUCCACUUCGGGCAGAUUUUUUAUGCAGUGGUCUAUCGAAUUCAUUUGAUGGCUUCCCAUGAGACAUGGAGCCUAGUUGGAGGUGAGAAACCACUUUUUCAGUGUAGUUCCAGGUCAUACUCUCCUCAAAAAACUCGAAGAGUAAGCUACAGUGAUUCAUCCUAUAACGGAAGGGAGUCUGAACGAACUCACAUGGAGGCGAGCGACGAUUGGCUAGCUUUUAGCUUCCCACCGCUCCAGCGUCACACAUUGCCGCAGGCGCAGAAACAGGCGCCGCCCGGUUCUAAAUCUGAAGACCAGGGUGAUUUCUUUGCCCAGAGCCCUCACCCAUCGUUUCCGGCUGGUGAUAGGCAUUUUUCCGUGGAUUAUUCUGACCUAUGGCGAAAUGACAGUAGCCCAUACCAAAAUGCCUUGUUAGCCCAGCUUCUCAUUCGAUUUCUUUCCUCGUGUUUUGUGCAGCACUGCGCGUCUUCACAGGGCAAUCACCAUCGAUUGAAUCCGUCUGAGGAUAACUGGCCAAGCUAUGUUCUCUUCGCGCUGUGUCGGUUGUGUAACAGUAUCCCGAUGACCACACUCUUUCAUACCGAGCGAUCGCCAUCCUUAUUAUCCUCUUCUUUUGUUUCAACCAUCACGGGCAGCGCGGGUGUACAGCCCUCUGCGUUUCUGCAAACAUUGGUUUCCGUUUUCAGCGAAGCGAUGAGGCUUGCCGCAAAGCUAGCCGCACGUGUAGGGGGGGUUCGACUGGAGAUGAAGGUGGACUUGAUGUGCUUCGUCGGCAGGCUAUUGAGGUUGCGAGAGUUACUAGUUCUUUGGUCCUUAAAAAGUCGUGCGGAGUUUGACGCGGAGUUAGAGCGGCUAGAGGCCUUGCUGGCUCUUGCGAAGUAA